Messenger RNA from Arabidopsis arenosa, 3608 nucleotides. NCBI's taxonomy places the organism in Eukaryota, Viridiplantae, Streptophyta, Magnoliopsida, Brassicales, Brassicaceae. The record is from the annotation of a GenBank genome assembly.
AAUCCUUAGACCAAAAAAUCUCUGAUGUCGAAGGUAAGUUCCUCAAAUUUAGUCCACGAUCCGCCACCGCAACAUCAAGUGUUCAUAAAUUUUCGGGGAACGGAGCUCCGAAACAACUUCAUAAGUCAUCUAGAGAAGGCCUUGUUAAAUAAAAAAGUCAACGUGUUCAUAGACAUUCGCGAGAGGAUGGGAAAGGAUAAGGAGAACUUAUUCCAGAGGAUAAGGGAGUCGAGGAUCACGAUUGCGGUCAUUUCAAGCAAAUACACGGAGUCAAAAUGGUGCUUGAACGAGCUUGCAGAGGUCCAGAAGUGUGUGAAGGCGGAGACCAUGGAAGUGUUUCCAGUGUUCUACAAGGUAGAUGUUGGGACGGUAGAGGAACUGAAAGGAGAGUUUGGUGAAAAUUUCAAGAAAUUAGUAGAACAACAUCAUAGCGAAAGGGAAAAAUGGGAAAGAGCACUUAAGUUUGUGACCACUAAGCUAGGCCUGAGAGUGGAUGAAAAGAGUUUUGAGUGCGAUAUCAUCGAUCAUGUCGUGGAAGACGUAAUGAAAGCAAUAAACGAAAUACCGACGGAUCAAGGAACAAAGAGUCCAAGAGGAAAUAUUAUUGUAUUGCCCGAGGGAAAUAUACGAGGAGAGUCUGAGAGUUCUUCUUCUUGGUCUUCAAAAGCGUCUCCUUUCUUUGGGAUCGAAACACGCCUAGAGCAAUUGAAAGAGAAGUUAGAUUUUGAAUCAAAUGAGGUCACUCGUGUUGUCGGAGUUGUUGGGAUGCCUGGUAUAGGUAAAACCACUCUUGCCAAGAAAGUUUUGGAGGAUUGGGGGUAUGAGUUCUCGCAUACAAUGUUUCUAGAUGAUGUUCGUGAGAAGUCAAAGUAUCCUGAGAUCCAUAACUUGCAGAUGGAGCUCCUGUGUGGUUUAACGAAUAUAAAAUACGAAAGAAAGGAACAAACAGAAACUGACCUCCUACUUAAAUUUUUGAAAGUUGAGGUAAGCAAAAACAAAGUGUUGUUUGUUCUUGACGAUGUGAGUGAGAAGAGUCAGAUAGAAAAUAUUCUUGGCGAACGCGAAUGGUUAAAAGAAGGAAGCAAAGUUCUCAUCACCACAAACAGCAAGUCCGUGGUCAAGGGAAUGGUAAACGAGACUUAUCUAGUCCCAGGCCUCAGCGACAAUGAUGCCCUAAACUAUUUUGAAAGACAUGCAUUCUCUGUUUCUUGCGAGCCAAGUUUCAUGCAGCUGGCAAGAGAGUUUGUGGAGUAUUCUAGGGGUAAUCCAUUAGCCCUCAAAGUACUUGGCAGUGAGCUUCUUGGGAAGCAAAAGUCGUACUGGGAAUCAAAGCUUGGGACGCUUGCAAAAAGCCCGAUCAGCAACACGAUUCAAAAUGUCUUGAGAAUUCCGUACGAUGAUCUUAGCCUCCACCACAAGAAUUUGUUCCUCGAUGUGGCAUGUUUCUUCAGGUUUGAAGACGAGUAUCACGUGAGGAGUUUUCUGGAUUCUUCGGUUCAUGAGAAUGUGAGCGAAAUAAAAGAUCUCGCAGAUAAGUUCUUGAUUAACAUUUGUGGUGGUCGACUUGAGAUAAAUGACUUGAUGUACACAUUCGCAAUGGGGCUAGAAUCACAAUCAUCCUCUAAAGAUUCUACAAGUGGGCGUAGGCUGUCCAACCAUGGGGAGAUCAUCACUGUUCUCCGAAACAAAGUGGAAGCGACCAAGGUUAGAGGAAUUUUCCUUGACAUGUCUGAAGUACCUAAGGAAAUGAAAUUAGGCAGUGACACAUUCAAAGAAAUGAAUGAUCUCAGAUACUUGAAAUUCUUCGACUCAAGUUGUCCUAAAGAAUGUGAAGCUGACUGCAACCUGAACUUCCCCAAUGGACUUAGACCUCAAGCUGCCUUACAGCCAGCUAGAGCAAGUUUGGAAGGGAGAGAAGGACACGUCGAAACUAAAGUGGCUGGACUUGAAUCAUUCAACCUUGUGAGUUUUCCAGAAGUUAAGCAGAACUUGAAGCAUUUGAAGACUUUACUACUUGACGGGACCGCAAUAAAAGAUGUGCAUGAUGUUGUGCAUCGCCUAAGUAUUAAUGAAGGCCAAAUUUCUUCCUUUUCACACUACGAUUUGUGUGAAUGGCGGCAUGGUAUCAACGGAUUAUCAUCAGUGCAACGUUUAUGUCUGAGCAGAAACGAUUUCACAAGCUUGCCAGAAAGCAUCAUUUAUCUCUACAAUCUCAAAUGGCUUGACUUGAAGUAUUGCAAGCAGCUCACAUCUCUUCCAAUGCUUCCACCAAAUCUUCAUUGGUUAGACGCAGACGGCUGCAUUUCACUUAAAAAUAUCGAGAAAUCAUUGUCUCUACUAUUGGCGGCAACAGAGCAGUUACACUCCACAUUUAUAUUCAGUAACUGUACCAAACUUGAUCAAGUUGCGAAGAAUGGUAUCGUGUCUUAUGUUCGGAGGAAGAUUCAGUUAAUGUCAGAUGCACUAGUCCACAAAAAUAAGGGUUCAAUACUCGAUGUGUUGAUUAAAAUCUGUUAUCCUGGUUGGCAAUUACCUGUAUGGUUCGAUCACCGGUCGGUUGGGUCAGAGUUGAAGCAAAAUCUCCCUCGACAUUGGAAUGAAGAUGGGCUUACCGGUAUAGCUCUCUGCGUUGUUGUCUCAUUUAAGGACUACAAAGAUCAUAAUACCCGCCUCUUAGUUAGAUGCACCAGUGAGUUCAAAGAAGAAAACGCGCCUUUGAUUCAGUUUAGUUGCAUUCUUGGCGGCUGGACAAAACGAAUUAGCGAUAACCCCGGAGACAUCGUGGAGCCUUCUGGUCACGUCUUUAUCGGUUACACCAAUUUGUUACACGUCAUGAAACGGGACAGAGGAGCGAAAUGUGUUGGUACAGAGGUUUCCUUUAAAUUCGAAGUGACCGAUGGGGCAAAACAGGUUAGAAAUUGUGAGGUUCUCAAGUGUGGCUUUACUCUUAUCUACGCACCCACUACUAAACAUGUUCAUAGCUUGUGUACCCAAGUAUACUCUGAUCAUGGCGAGAAAAUGUCUGGUUCAACGACCGCUAUUGUUGAAGAAAGAUAUAACCAGCACGAAACUGGAGCAACCUCUGUUUCAUUGGUGGCUCCAACGAUGGCGAGCGAGAUCACAAAGGAAGUACAGCAUUACGAAGCUAAAAGUAACGUAGAAGACAUCCAGAAUGAAGCUCCAUCAAGAAACAACGUUGAUGCUAAUACAGAGAGUAGUGAUCACAAUACUAAUGGUGGAUCCAUGUCACCAGGGAGCUCUGGAGAAGGAGAAGUUUUUAAUAAUGAAUCUCCAAAGAAAGAGGAGACCAAUGCAACAAGUUCAGCAUUACCUUUAGAAGAUAAUACUAAUGAAAAUGGCACAAACAACUUAUGUGAGAGGUUGGAGAAACCUAUACGGCUUAUUUGUCUUGUGAUCUCCAUUUAUCUUGGUGCUGCUUUUGUGCUGAGAAAGGAUAACAAAAGGAGAUCAAAUCAAUAAAAUAUGUCUGAUUCCAAUGGUAUUCACCGGAGUUGUUUCCCGAUCAUUUUCUGAUCAAUGAGAGUUUCAAUCGCUUGGUUUUAAAGUAGAACUAGUUUACAUUUGUCCCGAGCGGAAUGGUCACCAAG